Drepanopeziza brunnea f. sp. 'multigermtubi' MB_m1 is the source of this 681-nucleotide messenger RNA. The record is from RefSeq and is a predicted model, not a curated record. NCBI's taxonomy places the organism in Eukaryota, Fungi, Ascomycota, Leotiomycetes, Helotiales, Drepanopezizaceae.
AUGGGACUUGACGUCGCAACUUCAGGGGCCCCUAAAGUUGCGACGACAAGUCCCAUCGGCGACGUCAGGCCCCUAAAGCUGCGACGUCAAGUCCCACUAUUAAAUCGACAAAGCUUGUUUGUCGUGGUCCGUGGACCGUGUCGAGGCAGAACUCUGCCGAUUAAGGCGGCUUUUCCACCGGGGGUUAUUCCUCCGAAGUUACCAAAGGCAUGGAAAUCACUUCGCACGAGGGCGUCACUAAUAAGCAGGAAAAGGUUGAGUAUUGAGUAUGAAUUUUUUUCCAUCGUUGGUAUCGUCGUUGGUAUGGUGAGCAAUAAAGGCGCGGCCGUGGUUCUAACUACUACCUACAGGCAAGCCUGUGAUCGUAUGUCCCGAACGCCGUACCAUGAACCCGACCAUCCAACCUCGACCGACCAGCCAGCAUGCAGAGAGAGCAGAUCGUAUCGCAAAUCAUAUCGCAGCAUACGCACGCUACUUCCUGACUCAACAAACGCAAUAUCACCAACUUUUCUUGCGUCUGACUUCUGCCCUAUGAUGCAAGCUCGAGCUCAAACGCCAAAAUCGUUCGAUCCAGACGAAGUGCCUACCAGCCCAUCCAUCCAGAGACAUCGAACAUCCAAGACACGAAGUAGCCGCAACUGGAUACAGGAUCAAUCAAACAAACGAAUGAACAAAAAUUGA